AGUUUCAAGAGAGGUCUUAAAAGAGGUCUUAGGCGUUAGCAUGACAUUUCUUCCUUGUUAAUUAAGAAAACAUGAUUACCAUGUGAUUUUCAGGAUAACAAACAGCAUCUGAAUACCGUAGCUGGCCAUAGCAAUGCAUAGGGUAUGAGUUGGCGCUAACCUCCCAAACCAUUGCACUGAUACAGGGAUGGAACCUACAGUACCUGAGGAAAAGCAAACUGAAUGAAAAGGAAAUGGAAUCCGAACUGAUUCAUAAUUACCAGGAUAACCAAGAUGAGGAAGACGCUCCAGAUAUCCUCCCUGAGGAUGCAGAGUGGAGUCUUGCUAAGCAAUGCCUGUCAGUGUUUCUCAUUGAGGUCUACCAGUGUAGAUUCUGCAGUAGCUUUAACUCAACACAGAAGGUGACGGUCACUGGUCAUCUUAAGGAGAAACAUCUGGCAGAGUGGCAGAUCCUUACUGACGUAAACAAUGUGUCUUUGGUGGAUAAAGGGAGCCAAUCCAACGCAGUCAACCAGGAAGACUUAGAGGAAAUGGUGGAGAGAGAACUGACCGAUGAUCAGCUUAGAAUACCUGAGCAAUCACCAAACCAGACGGUUGCCACUGUGGUCCAACAUUCUUCUGUGGAGAAAUCAUCAGACAGCCAUAUUGAUGGAUCAGAAACCUUUGAUAGAAUAUGUGAAACUGAUGUGACCAAAAGCCCUAAACAAUCUGCUGAAGCUGGGGAAAAAUCUAUUAACACUCCUAAAAAUGGAAAAGGGAAGCAAGAGGUGGGAAAGAGGAAGAAGAAGCCUGGCCGUCCGAAGAAGAAAAGACAGUUAUCUCCAGAGGGUGACGGCCAAACCUCUCAGUUGAAGAGAGAUGUAGGACAUGAAUUGACCGAGUCUGCCUGUUUGAAAGACCUCACAGACUUGUCGAGGGAGAGACCAACCAGACCUGGGCUCAGGGGAAAUCGUAAACCUAAGGUUUUCAAGGAUUACGUUGUGAGUAGAUUGUCUAAGAGGAAGAAUGAAGAUGUGAAACAAGGAGAAGAGGAGACGUCAGACUAUGAACAUGUCGACCUGGAAGAUGUAGAACCAGAAGAUCCAGAAAUGGAAGAUGUAGAACCGAAAGAUGUAGAACCAAAAGAUGUAGAACCGAAAGAUGUAGAACCGAAAGAUGUAGAACCGAAACUGCAGUUUGAGUGUGAUAAGUGCGACUUCCACACCUCGAGGGAGUAUAGCCUUCAGAUACAUUUGAGGAAUGUUCAUCACUUUGCGAUGAAAAAGCCAAAGUGUCCCCUGUGUUUCCGUCGCUUUGGGAGUCAUCGUGGCUUAAAGAGACACAGACAAUUCAACAAUUGCAGACCACAAACCAAACGAGCAGAUGUCACGGGUGGAGAGAAAUUGAAGUGCGACCAGUGCGAUUAUCAAUCACCGUCACUGAUCGGGCUUAAAAUACACAAUCGCAUACAUGGACAGCGUCAGGAGAGGAGCUUCCCGUGCGACCUGUGCAGCAGGACAUUUACAUCUCUGAAAGGUGUCCAGUCGCACCAACGCUUCAGAUGUCCUCACUUACAUAACCGGAAAAAAUCACCGACAAGGGCGCACACGUUUCAAUGUACAGAUUGCAAGAUAGUAUGCAAGAAUAGAAAGGUGCUGUUAGAGCACAUGUCCACGCAUAGUUUGAUUCGCAGCCACAAGUGUCACAAAUGUUCAAAGACGUACAAGACAUCCACAUCCCUCUAUAGGCACGUACAGAAACACUUGAGUAUCUUCCUCUCCUGUGCUCAGUGCAACUUUAAGACUCAAUGGAAAUCAAGUCUGAAGAACCAUGUUAACACGAAACAUAAUGGCGAAGAAAGCUUAGAGUACUUCAAAUGCUCUCAAUGCGAAUUCAAGACCAAAAGCAAGUUUUAUAUAAAACGGCAUGAGAACACCCACAGUGAUGAUCGGCCAUUCAUUUGCGAGAUUUGUGGGAAGUCAUUAAAAACAGAAACAGUUCUUAAAAUCCACAUGGAGACUCAUCAGGACCAUAAAUACCCGUGUGCUGAAUGCGACUUUGUCGCUAAAUCGAGAGUGUCCCUCUACGGACAUCGGCUUGUGCACACCUCUCGGGAACAGAUGAGGUAUAAAUGUGAUCAAUGCGAUUGGGCAGGUAAACGGAAGAACGAGUUGAAAAUGCACUACCGUAAGCACUUCACUGCAAAGUUGUAUCAGUGUGGUCACUGCGGAAAGUCAUACAAGCACAAUCAUGGACUGACGAGACAUUUGAAAGAAAAGCACUUUCUCUACUCUAGACGUCUCUCUGCCCCAGAGGGAGGACUAGCGUCCGAGGACGAACCGAUUGACAUUCAUGUCUUAAAUAGUAUUCAGGUUGAAGAUAUCACCCCCAGUAAACAGAUCAACAUACAGAUCAACUCCCAACAUCUUAGAGAGACACAGCUCCUGCAGGAAGCGCAAGAGGACCAUCAUCAGGCACUACUCCAAGAUCAGGAGUCACUCCAAGCCCAAGCUAGUAUCAUGAACAGCAUACACGUCACUCACAUUAUUCAAACAAGCCAGGAAGAGAUGGCACAAGUUCAAGACGACUCUGAUUUCUCACAUUCGACAGGCGAUGAUGACUCGAGGGUGGUCUCACAGAUCGUCAAACAGUAUCAGAUCAUUCACGACUCACAAGACAUCGAUCAUCCAGAGGACAAUCUGAAUCAAGACGAGUGCACACUCGAGGAUCACGUCAUCCAGCAAUCCAAUGUGGCUAUGACCUCCGUACCUGUGGCUCAGUUCUAUGAGAUCACAACGACAGACGUAACGGCGACAUGAGUCAUGAUCAGAAUCAGCUGUCUUGCUAAGCAGUGUAGUGCAGGGAUUUGAAUCCAGGGCCUAAUUUCAUAGAGCUGCUUAACGACCAAUUUUGUGCUUAUUAAGCGAUUUUCCAUUCUAUGCUUAUAAAUGUAUGCACACGAAAGGGCAUGCGAAAAUGAAUGACGUUAAAGUAAAUUCAGGGUGAACAUUUAAUCUGGCCGUCUGGUUUUCUUGCUAAACAUAGACAUGUUAGAAUACAAUGGUGCUUCAUUUAAGCAUUUUUUUUCUGCUAUAGUUAGCAGGAAAGUUUGCUUACCAUUAAGCAGCUCUUUGAAAUUUGGUCAUGCCACUUAGUAUCCUUGAGCCAAUUACUUUUCUGUAACUGCUUCUCCUCACCUAUGGGUUAUAAAUGGGUACAUGUACAACAUGUACAUGUAAGGAAAGAGGUUUAUAUGUUGUUUAAAAAAAAACAGGA
This is a messenger RNA of Asterias rubens (European starfish), 3255 nucleotides long. Its product is annotated as zinc finger protein 335-like. Gene Ontology annotation, biological process: regulation of transcription by RNA polymerase II. NCBI's taxonomy places the organism in Eukaryota, Metazoa, Echinodermata, Asteroidea, Forcipulatida, Asteriidae. The record is from RefSeq and is a predicted model, not a curated record. The transcript is spliced from 5 exons. Gene Ontology annotation, molecular function: RNA polymerase II cis-regulatory region sequence-specific DNA binding; DNA-binding transcription factor activity. Bases 234 to 2798 code for a protein of 854 amino acids.